This is a messenger RNA of Arabidopsis arenosa, 843 nucleotides long. Lineage: Eukaryota; Viridiplantae; Streptophyta; Magnoliopsida; Brassicales; Brassicaceae. The record is from the annotation of a GenBank genome assembly.
UUUCGUUCGUUGACUAUACAUUAAUAUCUCUAUAGAGUAAAUCAGCCAUGGAUGGUACUUCAUCAUCUGGUGCACACGUGCGUUCAACAAGCUGGUCCGAAGACGUUAAUCCUCUGUCUCGAGCCAUCGAAGAUCAUCUUCUGAUACUAAAGAAAAAACCAGAGUCCGCUUGUCGGAAACUUGGAGUUUUAAAGAAUCUGUACGAGGUUGUCGAAGUUUUCCUCCGUUUUCAAACGACGAAAACUCAAAGAUCUUUAUCCGGAUUCGAAGAUGUUUCCGACGGAUUCAUCGAGGUUCUUGAUAUCUGCAGCACGAUCAGAGACGUUCUGAUGGAGAUAAAAGAACAAGUCAGAGAACUGGAAUCAAGCUUGAGGAGGAGAUUGGUCAGAAGCAAAUCAGGAGAAGAUCAAGAAGCUUUCUUGGCGCGUGAGCUAGACGCUUACGUGUUUAAGAGAAGAGCAUUGAGCAGAACGAUUGUCAAACAAUUGAAGAAAACAGAGGAUAAGAUGAGGAAGAAGAAGAGAGAUUGUGGAGACGUCAUUAAUGUAAUGAAAAGAGUUGAAAAGACGAGCUUCGAUGUUUUGGUUUCUUUGUUGAUCCAGGUAGUGACGAAGGAUCAGAGAGAUGAUAAGAAGAGAUCAAGAAGAGGAAUUGUGUCGAGGGUUUUUAAUAAGAAGAAUCAAGAAGUUGAUGCGGAUGAGCUGAAGAAGUUGAGAGAAACAGAGCAUGAGAUUGAAGAAACAGAGAGAUAUUGGAGUGUGUGUAUAAGAAAACUGUUGAAGACAAGAGUUUCUUUUCUUAACAUGCUUACUAUUUGAGAUUGUAUAAAUGUAAUUUGUUCAU